AUGGCUAUCGUCUGUCGAUUCUUCAGGACUCAACUAGAAAAUGAAGCACAUCGGAGGAGAACAGAGAGAGACGUGAAUACUCCAGCUAAGAUCCCCUGUGAACUCUCACCCUGGGGUCAAUGGUCAUCCUGUCAGCCAUGCAAAGGCCUUCGGUAUCGAUCCAGGAAUAUCCUACGAUUCGGUCAGUUCGGGGGCAGAAUUUGCACAGACAUAUUAUCUGAUGAGGAAAGCUGUCCAGUCAGCGGUAACUGUGAGGAGCCAGUCAUCAACUGUGGAAGCAACUUCCAAUGUGACAGUGGACAUUGUAUCAACAGGAGGCUAAGGUGUAAUAAUGAUGAUGAUUGUGGUGACUACAGUGAUGAGGAUGACUGUGAGUCAUAUAGGUCUCCCUGUCAGAAAACCUUGGAACCUUUGGAAAUUGGAGACAUUGCAGGGUCAGGAGUGAAUUUCUUUGGAAUGGAGCCCAGAAGAAGUCCUUUCAAUAACAGAAUCUACAAUGGUCUGUGUAAUCGAGCCUAUGAUGGAAACAGAAGGACCUAUUUCCGAAUUCCCUGGAAUAUCAUAAGUUUCUACUAUCAGACUCGAGCUGAUCAAGCCUUAACAACUGAGGUAUAUGAAAGUUCAUCUGAAGUUGUCUCAAAGAUCAUGGAAGAUUCUACUACAAAUUUCAACAUUGGGUUCUCUCAGAGAACCAACACUCAGAAAGUAAAUCCCACGGCUCAUAUCGGAUUCAAUGUCAACAAAUCAAGAAACCUCGAGAUUCUGUUAAGUCUCAAUCAGUCACAGAAUAAUGAAUACUUCCGGGUAAAAGGUCAAAUACAGCUUGCAAAGUUCCAGGUGCGAAGAAAUCGUUAUGAACUUGAUGAAGAUUUUAUUAUUGAUCUAAAGAAUCUGCCCACAGAAUAUGACAAGGGGGUGUAUUUUAAAAUAUUGGAAGACUAUGGCACACAUUACGCCUCUUCUGGAACUCUGGGUGGUAGUUAUCAACUUGUAUACGUGUUGGACAAGUCCAACAGGGUUAAAGAACAUAUCACCCAUGAACAGGUGAAGGAAUGCCUGGGGUUUCAUGCCAGUUUCAACAUCGAGCAAAACAUCAUGAAAGGCGAGAAGUCAACCAGCCCUAAAGUCAGCAUGACUGCCGAUGCUGACAAAUGUAAGAAGGUCACGAAAGCAUAUUCAUCCCUGAAUCUGGAAAAUCACCUCAUCAAGGACGUGCUGUCGUUUGUCAAUGGUGGGGACACAGCCUUCCUCACCAGGCUCAACGUUCUCCUGUCGGAGAGAAAGGAGCCUCCCGGUGUCUCUGUCUACACUGACUGGGCCAGCUCACUCAUACACUCACCCGCCUUAGUGAGGCAGCAGUUGGUGCCAAUGUACAGUCUGGUUCCAGCCACAAUGAGGGAUGCCUCAGUGAUCAGACAGAACCUGCUUCGGGCCACCUCUGACUAUGAAGCGGAGUACAGCGUGUGUAAGUGUGCCCCAUGCAUGAACGGUGGCACGGUGCUACAACUGGAUGGACAGUGCCAGUGUUUGUGCAGCAACAAGUUCCAGGGUAUAGCCUGUGAAACAGUAAAACCGUUAUAUGGAGGGAAAGCAGGUUACACAGAUGGGCAAUGGAAUUGCUGGUCAGAUUGGUCCUCCUGCACCAACAGCCAACAAGUGCGUAGCCGGCAGUGCCUGGGCACACAAGGAGGGGGCACUGCAUGUCCGGGAGAGAACGAGAGCACCCGCUCCUGCUGAGGCCACUGAGUGAGUGGAGG
This is a messenger RNA of Carcharodon carcharias (great white shark), 1757 nucleotides long. RefSeq names its product complement component 9 (gene c9). The transcript has 11 exons. Gene Ontology annotation, biological process: immune response. Gene Ontology annotation, cellular component: membrane attack complex. Lineage: Eukaryota; Metazoa; Chordata; Chondrichthyes; Lamniformes; Lamnidae. Bases 1 to 1737 code for a protein of 578 amino acids. Gene Ontology annotation, molecular function: protein binding. The record is from RefSeq and is a predicted model, not a curated record.